UAGUACUAGAUCUAGAACUAGUAGAUCUAGAUCUAUCUCUAGAUUCUCUAGUAGAUCUAGAUCUAGAUCUAGUAUUUAGAAAAUAUACCAAAUAGUAAAUAUCUUGUCUACUGAUUCUAGAGUCUAGAUCUAGAAAUAUAGAUCUCUAGAUUUAAGUAAUUUUCACUGCUUUUUUUACAAGUCGACAAAGGACUGAAGCUGUACACUGUAUUGAAAUUAAAAAUGCUGAACAAUAUGUCUCCAAAUUUGAAAAAUUUCAUGAAGACUUUAUAUUUAUGUUCUUGGAACACUUGUAAAAUUCAGACGCCUCAAAGCUUAAGGCCCUUUUGCUACCAUAGUCAGCCUUCUACAGUACAGUGGACUACAAAUAAACAUUUCAGUCUUUUACAUUGCAACCACUUUCAUAAAUCUGGCAGCUCUGUGUUCUUUAAUAUAUAUCAAAACAAGAUUCAACACUGCUAUUACUCAACCAGCAGCAGAUGCUAUUUUCAGCACAUUAGUUUAUACAAUAAUGUCAAGAAAAUAGUGUGUUCAGAGGAUCAUAUAUUCAGAACAACAAGAGACAACCAUACUCUAAGUAAAUUCAGCAUCAAUAACCCUGUGUAUGCCUCAUAUUUACGUCAUCUCACAGAGGAAUAUGAAACAUUACGUUCAGCCAUACAAACAGACAGUGAUGAUCAGCAACAUUUAAGGCUAAAUUUUUUACAAUCUGUUAUGUAUAUAAUAAACAUCAUCCAUGAGAAACAAAAGGAAUUACAGGAACUUGGUACUAUGUAUAAUGCUGAGGAGGAUUCUGAAAUGAAAGUAUUAUUGCAAAAAGAGAUUGAUAAGUAUACAAAUGAAAUUGAAAGUGUUGAAAAAGAGUUGGUUGAUGCUCUAGUGGGUGUAGAUCCAGCCGACCAUAACGACAUUGUUCUUGAAAUAACAGCAGGUGUAGGUGGUCAGGAGGCCAUGUUGUUUUGUUCUGAGUUGUUGCACAUGUACUAUAAGUACGCUACUCUCAAAGGCUGGAAUAUAUCAAGUGUAAUUGAUGAUAAAAGUGAAACAGGUGGUUCACGUAAAGCUACUCUAGAAAUCAGCGGAGAUGCAGUGUACAAGCAUUUGAAGCAUGAAUCAGGAGUACAUAGAGUCCAGCGGAUCCCAAAAACAGAAAAGGCUGGGCGUAUUCACACGAGUACAGUCACAGUGGCAGUGCUCCCUCAGCCCUCAGAGAUAGAUAUUGACAUCCAGCCUGAAGAUUUAAAAGUGGAAAGUUUUCGCGGCAGUGGUCCUGGUGGACAGUCUGUCAAUACCACAGACAGUGCAGUGAGGAUAACUCACAUUCCCACAGGAACAGUGGCAGAGUGCAGACAAGAGCGUUCACAAGCUAAAAAUAAAGAAAUCGCACUAAAGAAACUCAAAUCUAGGAUUUACCAAGCACAACUUGAAGUGGAAGAGACUAAAAGAAGGACAAUGAGAAAAAUGCAAAUAGGCACCAAAGGCAGAUCAGAAAAAAUUAGAACUUACAACUUCCAACAGGACAGAGUGACUGAUCACCGCGUGAAAGAGAACUAUUCAAACCUGUUGGAGUUUAUGCUGGGAGGGGAAGGUUUGGAUGGGCUUAUAAAAGCUUUAGACUACCAUGAAAAAAUGUUGAAUAUUGAAUCAAUGUUGGACUCUUACCAAAUGGAGUUACAAAAAAAUAAAUCAGGAAAGAGUUGAUAUGUGGCUUUUAACUUAUUUAUACAAUUUUCUUUUACCUUAUAAAAUAAAAGUUACUGGAACUUACAUAGUUGUGGAAUAAACCCAAAUCUCAUCA
Physella acuta is the source of this 1798-nucleotide messenger RNA. Its product is annotated as peptide chain release factor 1-like, mitochondrial. Gene Ontology annotation, biological process: translational termination. NCBI's taxonomy places the organism in Eukaryota, Metazoa, Mollusca, Gastropoda, Physidae. The record is from RefSeq and is a predicted model, not a curated record. Gene Ontology annotation, molecular function: translation release factor activity.